UGUAGCUCAGUCCAACAUGAGUGACUAUAGUGGAGUGUAUCAUGAGAAACCAUUCAAUGAGACCACGAAGCCAUCUUUGGUCGAUCAGCUCAUUUUGUAUAAUUUCGGCACUUGGUAUGUUCUGGUGGCAAUUGUGACGACCUUCACGACAGGCAUCAUUAUUCUCUGCUGCUGCACUAAAUUUCGGAUUCCGCGGACAAAACAAGAAAUAGAGGCCGAUUACAUACGGAAUAAAAUUGCCAGGAAAUUCCAAAAACAUCUCAGGAUGAUUCAAAACAGUGAAAUGGACGAUAUGACUUUAGAAAAAGCACUGGACCGUGUAAGAUCAGACUUUUACUCAUUGGAGCCAAUGCCUAAGGACUUGAGAAAGAAGUUAGAGCCAGGAGCUGUGGAUACACUUCAGAAAGUUAGCAUCAUUCGGACAUCAUAAAAGUUCUUAAAAUUUCCAACCACCUUGUGAUUUGGGGUUUCGGAGUAGGUAACACUGAUUCAAUGGAAUUUUAAAAUACUUGAGAUGAGUUCUUACAGAAUUAAUGAAAAUUUCGAAGAUGAGGAUAAUGGUAGAGAGAAGUUUAUUGUUCGAAAGUAGUACCAUGAAUGCCUGAAUUGGCUUACGGUCAGUUGGUUUUCCAAAAGUUGACCGUUGGUAGGCAUGAUGGUCAUAUUAUUCACUUUUUCCUGUUGAAUAUCUUUCGUUUUUCAAGAAAGAUUUGAAGGAAUUAUAAGGAAAAUCUAUCAAAAUUUAAGCAGCAUUUGGCUGGAGGAAACAAUUUUUAAAAAAGUCAUUUUUUUAUAAAAGUUGCUGGCUGAAGUUUAUGUUGAUUCCUGUAAAAACUCUUUUAUGCCAACAAUUUUAAUUUUAAUGAGUCAUGGAAUUUUUACUUGUUCAUUUUUUAUCAAGAACCAGGCUCUAUGGUUUCCAGAAAACUUGAGCUCUUCCUACUGAGAAGAACCACUUUAAAAAAACUUCUUUGUAGAAGCUUCUUCUUUUUAUUAAUUUCUUUAGAGAGGAUGGUAUAUAGAAUGAAAAAGUCAAAUGUUAGCUUGAAAACACAAGGAAUGUGAGACAUUACUUUAAUAACCUUUGGUAUAUGCUUGCAGUACAAUUACAGUAUGUACAAUUUUUUUUUAAAAAAAAAAGAGAAAAAGUUAACUUGACCUAUACAAAUAAUGCUUAAGUUAAGUUACGCAGCUAGUCUCUCUGUACACUAAUUGUACAUAACAGUUAGAACUGUUGUUAACAGUUAAUACAAUUCAUUCAAAAUAGA
Bemisia tabaci is the source of this 1268-nucleotide messenger RNA. RefSeq lists its product as uncharacterized. The record is from RefSeq and is a predicted model, not a curated record. Lineage: Eukaryota; Metazoa; Arthropoda; Insecta; Hemiptera; Aleyrodidae.